AUGACUUGGCAGGAGUUUAAGGGGCCCUUCAUGAGAUAUCAUUGUCCUCAGUCGGCUAUCGACAAGAUUCAGGAGGAUUUCUUACGCCUCCGGCAGAAAAACGAAUCAGUGAAUGAAAUAGCAAACAAUUUUAUGGAUAAGAUGAAGUUCUGUGGAGAAUUGGUAACAACCGAGAGGAUGAAGAUAAGUCGUUUUUAUGGCGUGUUAAAGGCAGAAGUUAGAGAGUUCACCACUCCCUCAAAAUGUGAAACUCUUGAAGAGCUCAUUGAUUUAGCGCGGGAUAGAGAGAUCGAAAUUAAAAGGCAAGAGGAGCGAGGUGAAAAGAGGCCGAGUGAAAAAGGUGCAAGUUUUAGUCCAUCCAAAAAGGGGAAGUUUCAGGAUCAAGGAAGAAAGGGUAAGUCGAAAGGUGGGAUUACGCCAUGCAAGACGUGUGGAAAGCUCCAUACCGGAGAGUGUUUGCUAGGUAAGAAGGGGUGCUUUAAAUGCGGUAAGGAGGGGCAUUCGUCCUAUCAAUGCCCGGACAACCCAAAGACUUGUUUCAACUGUUUCGAAAAAGGGCAUAUCAAGUCGGAAUGUCCAAAGCUUCAACAAGGGUCAAAAAAAGAAGAUAAGAAGCAAGAGGGUUCUAGGGCAAAGGGGAGAAUGUUUCAGAUCACGUCUGAAGAAGCCAAGUCCCAGUCAAAUGUGGUCUCAGGUAUUUUUCUAAUAAAUUCUAUACCGGUUUACGUUUUGUUUGACACCGGAGCUACCAUGUCGUUUAUCUCUAGUGAAAUUGCUCAACAUCCAUCCUUUAAGAUUGAACGAAUGUCGAUGCCCUUAGAAGUAGAGAUAGCAGAUAGUAAAAGUUACUUGUUGCACGAAAUAUGUAAAAAUUGCAAAUUGACCAUUGAGGAUGAGGAGUUUGCUAUUGAUCUUAUCCCCAUGAUCUUGGGGGAAUUCAAAGUAAUAGUGGGUAUGGAUUGGAUGUCUCAAAACCAUGCAGAGAUAAAAUGUGAAACCAAAUCUAUACUUCUCCAAACUCCAAGUGGAAGACGAUUAAAUGUACAAGGCGAAAGAAAGAUGGAAGCGAAGCUAUGUACUCUCGUUCAAGCCACUAAGUACGUGCUUAAUGGGAGUAGAGCAUACUUAGCUUACGUAGUAAAUACUCAACAAAGCUUCCCAAAGCUUGAAGAUGUUGAAGUUGUGAACGAAUUUCCGGAUGUAUUCCCGGAAGAAUUGCCGGGACUCCCUCCCGAGCGAGAAGUGGAAUUCAAUAUCGAAUUGAAUCCGGGUGCGAAACCGGUCGCGAAGGCUCCCUAUAGAUUAGCUCCCACGGAAAUGCGGGAAUUAAUGACACAAAUACAAGACCUCCUAGACAAGGGCUUUAUACGCCCAAUUAUGUCCUUCGGGUUAACAAAUGCGCCGGCGGCUUUUAUGGACCUUAUGAACCGUGUAUGCCGACCCAUGUUGGAUAGGUCUGUGAUUGUAUUCAUAGAUGAUAUUCUGGUUUAUUCACGAAGCAAAGAUGAACAUGCAGUACACUUGCGUGAAGUACUCGAAGUUCUCCGUAAGGAGAAGCUCUACGCAAAAUUUUCAAAGUGUGCCUUUUGGCUUAGGGAGGUACAGUUUCUGGGGCACGUGAUAAAUUCGGAGGGUGUUAUGGUUGAUCCUUCAAAGAUCGAUGCUGUAAUGAAGUGGGUUCCUCCGAAGAAUCCAACAGAGAUAAGAAGUUUUCUGGGUCUUGCUGGAUACUACCGAAGGUUCAUACAAGAUUUUUCCAAGAUGGCCUUACCCUUAACAAAAUUGACAAGAAAGAAAGAGAAGUUUGUAUGGGAAAAAGAACAGGAGGAGGCUUUUCGAAUGUUGAAAGAGAAACUAUCAAGUCCUCCGAUCUUAACACUACCAGACGGAACCGAAGACCUGGUGGUCUAUUCAGACGCUUCACACCAGGGAUUGGGUUGUGUUCUAAUGCAAAGAGGGAGAGUUAUCGCUUAUGCUUCGCGACAAUUGAAGCCUCAUGAGAAAGACCUAAAUAUGAGGCAGCGGAGGUGGCUGGAACUCAUCAAGGAUUAUGAUUGUGAUAUCCUCUAUCACCCGGGAAAGGCAAAUGUAGUAGCCGAUGCGUUAAGCCGUAAAGAGUAUCCAUCUCCCAUAAGAGUGAAAUCCAUGAAGAUGGUAGUUACGCCACGAUUACUCGAGGCGAUCCGCGAAUCCCAAAUAAAGUCGCUCGGAGCGGAAGACCUGAAGAGGGAAAGAUUAAAAGGUGUGAUCGAUGAUCUAGAAGAGAAUUCGACCGGGCUUAAGACACGGUUCGGCCGAAUUUGGAUCCCACGAUUCUGUGAAGUCAAGGCUGCCUUGCUCGACGAGGCACAUAAGUCUCGAUAUUCGGUCCAUCCCGGGGCUACAAAAAUGUAUCGGGACUUGAAAGCCAACUAUUGGUGGCCAGGUAUGAAGCGUGACAUAGUUAAAUACGUCGCGAAAUGCUUAACAUGCUCCCAAGUGAAAGCAGAACAUCAAAAGCCGUACGGAAAGUUACAACCUUUGGAGAUACCGGUAUGGAAGUGGGAGGAACUAACGAUGGAUUUGGUAACCAAGCUUCCUAAAACAAAGAAAGGGCACGAUACAAUAUGGGUAAUCGUAGACCGACUUACAAAAAGCGCUCACUUUUUACCCAUCAAAGAAGUAUUAUACCCCCUUUUGUUAAACAUGAUAACAAACUAG
Molecule: messenger RNA, 2700 nt
Organism: Helianthus annuus (common sunflower)
Lineage: Eukaryota; Viridiplantae; Streptophyta; Magnoliopsida; Asterales; Asteraceae
Exons: 3
Coding region: 1-2700 (899 amino acids)
Biological process (GO): proteolysis
Molecular function (GO): zinc ion binding; aspartic-type endopeptidase activity; nucleic acid binding
Source: RefSeq, a predicted model, not a curated record